GGACGCCGAAGGCGGCAGCUCCUUGGAGAGCGCAGGCUGGGAGAGGAGUGGGGCUCAGGAAGGGGUUCGGGCCCGCUCCCUACGUCCGCGGAUGGGACGCCGGGCCACUACUCCAGGUCUCCAGAAAGAGAACCGUGGUUGCAAGGACCCAUCCACCCUCCCGCCCACGCGGAACCAACCGCCUUCCGACCCCCGCUCCAUCUGGUUUUCCCCAGGGGUGCCAGCCAAGGGACGUGGGGAAGCGUGAAGGCUGCGACUCACCGGAACCCGGAUCAACGAGGGACCAACUGGAACCGGCGCUUUUUGAUAGAGGUGGGAUCUUUCCAGCCAAUCCUCGGAGAGGCACUGCGAUCGUUCCUGCUCGUGCGCCAGCCCGUUUUGACGUCAUCGCGCAGCGCCGGAAGCGGCCAGGCACAGAUGGAUUUAUGAGGGCGUGUCGGGGUCCGCGUUCCCGAGGUAAGGCAGUUGUUGGCCUGCCUCGUCUCCUGGCUGGGUUGGACGCCGCGGAUGUGGGCGUUAGGCCGGAGCUCCUACCGCCUUCUAGUGAUGUGCGCUGAUUGGCGUUCUCCCGGUUGCCCUCUUGGUAGACCUCGCGCCGUGUUUCAGCGGGCGCUCACGCUGGCCUCCGCCCCACUUCGUGUUUGUCCCCGUGUCCCCGGCAUCUGUACCGAGCUUGGUCUUAACACAGAGUAAUGAUGCGCAUGUGCUGGUUGGUGAGACAGGAUAGCCGGCACCAGCGAAUCAAACUUCCACAUUUGGAAGCAGUUGUGAUUGGGCGUGGCCCAGAGACCAAGAUCACAGAUAAGAAAUGUUCUCGACAGCAAGUACAAUUGAAAGCAGAGUGUAACAAGGGAUAUGUCAAGGUAAAGCAGGUAGGGGUAAAUCCCACCAGCAUCGACUCAGUCAUAAUUGGGAAGGAUCAAGAAAUGAAGCUGCAGCCUGGCCAGGUUCUCCACAUGGUGAACAGACUUUAUCCAUAUAUUGUAGAGUUUGAGGAAAAGACAAAGAGUCCUGACCUAGAAGUGCAGAGGAAGAGAAAGAGGUCAGAAAACAGUGAUUCUGUAGAAGGGGAUGCUGCCCAAGAAGCUGAGUCUGGGACAGAACUGGAACCUGGGAGCAGUCCUAGCCAAUAUUCUGUGCCCCCAAAGAAGGAGAAAGGUACAGCUACCAAAAAGGAGUCACUGGGCCACUGGAGCCAAGGCUUGAAGAUUUCUAUGCAGGACCCCAAAAUGCAGGUUUACAAAGAUGAUCAGGUGGUGGUGAUUAAGGAUAAAUACCCUAAGGCUCGUCACCAUUGGUUGGUCUUACCAUGGGCCUCCAUUUCUAGUCUGAAGGCUGUGACCAGGGAACACCUGGAACUCCUCAAACAUAUGCACACUGUUGGGGAAAAGGUGAUUGCAGAUUUUGCUGGGUCCAGCGAGCUCCGCUUCCGAUUGGGCUACCAUGCCAUUCCCAGCAUGAGCCAUGUGCACCUUCAUGUGAUCAGCCAGGAUUUUGAUUCUCCUUGCCUUAAAAACAAAAAACACUGGAAUUCUUUUAAUACAGAAUACUUCCUAGAAUCACAAGCUGUGAUGAGGAUGGUACAAGAGACUGGCAGAGUGACUGUCCGAGAUGGAAUGCCUGAGCUCUUGAAGCUGCCCCUUCGUUGUCACGAGUGCCAGCAGCUGCUGCCUUCUAUCCCUCAGCUGAAAGAGCAUCUCAAGAAGCACUGGACAAAGUGAUUCUGUGGAGUUCAAGCUCUGCUGUGAGCAUGGCCGGUUAUUUGGAGUGAACUGCUGACACCUCUUCGGAGUUGCUUGUAAACUUCUACUCAUUUCUUGAAUUAAAACUUUUAGCUUUCUUAUGAAGCUAAUUCUA
Molecule: messenger RNA, 1857 nt
Organism: Tupaia belangeri chinensis (Chinese tree shrew)
Lineage: Eukaryota; Metazoa; Chordata; Mammalia; Scandentia; Tupaiidae
Gene: APTX
Product: aprataxin
Exons: 9
Coding region: 693-1721 (342 amino acids)
Biological process (GO): single strand break repair
Cellular component (GO): nucleus
Molecular function (GO): double-stranded RNA binding; DNA 5'-adenosine monophosphate hydrolase activity; mismatched DNA binding
Source: RefSeq, a predicted model, not a curated record